Molecule: messenger RNA, 2454 nt
Organism: Closterium sp. Yama58-4
Lineage: Eukaryota; Viridiplantae; Streptophyta; Zygnematophyceae; Desmidiales; Closteriaceae
Source: the annotation of a GenBank genome assembly
AUGACGCAACGCCGGCGGGACGCGCACGUGCCCUUCUCGACAAUGCUUCACGAAGAGCGCGAUGCCGACGCGAGUAGCGACUCGGGGUCUGCAUGGGACGGCGUUAAGUUGCUGCCGUUCGCUGCGUCUGUCGGCGUGGGCCUCGCGACGUGGGCCUUAAUUCCAGUUCCCGAGGGGCUGACGGACCAAGCGUGGCAGCUGCUGGCCGUGUUCCUCACCACUAUAACGGGGUUGAUUCUCGGGCCGCUUCCCGUGGGCGCGUGGGCCUUCGUUUGCCUCUCCUUCGCUAUAAUCACAGGCACUCUCUCUUUCUCUGACGCCAUUAGCGCAAUGACCAACGAGGUCAUCUGGUUGAUAGUCAUCUCUUUCUUCUUCGCUCGCGGAUUUGUCACCACAGGGCUGGGCGACCGCAUUGCCACGCUCUUCGUCAAAUGGUUCGGCAGCAGCACCUUGGGUCUCAGCUACGGGCUGGCAGCAAGCGAAGCCCUGCUAGCCCCAGCCAUGCCCAGCACCACGGCGCGAGCGGGGGGGGUGUUCCUCCCCAUCAUCGACUCUCUCUCUAAGCGCUUUGACAGCCGCCCCAACGACCCCAGCAGCAAGAAGCUGGGCGCGUUUCUCAUCAUGACGCAACUGCAGACCUCUGCACACAGCAGUGCAAUGUUCCUCACUGGAGCCGGGCAGAACCUGCUGUGCAUGAAGCUCGCCCAAGAGAUGGGCGUCGCUAUCCCCAACGCCUUCUCCACGUGGAUGGGGAUGGCCGUGGUGCCGGGGGCGCUGGGGUUGGUAGUCACCCCCAUGCUCAUGUUCAACGUGUUCGCUCCGGAGGUUAAAGAAACGCCAGAGGCGCCGGGGCUUGCAAAGAGGAGGCUUGAGGAGAUGGGGGCUGUGAGCGGGAAGGAGAUGAUCAUGAUUGGCACGAUGGGACUGGCGAUUACCAUGUGGAUAAUGGGGGAGUCGCUAGGUAUUCCCAGUGUGGUAACCGCUAUGUCAGCGCUCUCUCUCCUCCUCCUCUCAGGCGUCGUCUCGUGGUCCGAUUGUCUCUCUGAGAAGUCAGCCUGGGACACUCUCAUGUGGUUCGCUGCUCUCAUCGCCAUGUCCGCCCAGCUCACCCACUUGGGGGUCGUUGGUUGGAUGGCCGAUGGGGUUGCAGGGGGGCUUGGGAUGGUUCCCGGUGGGAUUCUGGCUGGGGAUAUGGCGACGGGGGGGAUGCUGGGGGAGGAGAUGGGGGGAAUGGUGGGGAUGCUGGGGGGAGAUUUGGGGGAGAUGGUUGGGGGGGUGACUGCAGCAGCAGCGGGAGUGGGAGCAGGGGGAGCGGUAGCAGCAGCAGGAGCAGCAGCAGGAGCAGCAGGAGCAGCAGGAGCAGCAGCAGGAGCAGCAGCAGGAGAAGCAGUAUCUACUGCCAUCACCACUGCUGCUGUCGCCGUACCACCGCUAGACUUCCCAGCAGAGCUAACUUGGGUUUCCAGUUUCUUCCAGCUGCAAGUACUCUACUUCCUCGCUCACUACCUUUUUGCCAGCCAGACAGCUCACGUGGGGGCGCUGUAUGCGGCUUUCCUCGCCAUGCAGCUAGCUGCUGGUGUUCCCGGGGAGGUUGGUGCGUUCGCACUGGCGUUAAAUACGAAUUUGUUUGGUGCAAUUACGCAUUAUAGCAGCGGGCAGGCAGCGCUGUAUUAUGGAGCUGGUUAUGCGCCGCGCAGGCGCCGCGCCAACAUGGCAUCUGUUGGGUUUCUCUCCCGCAGAUGGCGCGGCCUUUCCCAGCAAAGUUCCGCCAGUGCGCUUUCCUCCGCCAGUGCCGUUUCUUCCGCCAGCGACGCGGGGACCGCUGGAAGCACGUCCUUGCGCCGUCACGACUCGGCGUCUCCACCACACCUCACCGCAUCAGACCGCAGAUCAUCGUCCAGAGUGCGCAGGUGGCUCUCCGCCUUGAACGUGAUUCGUCGUGUGCGCCGCGAUCGCCAGCUCAGCGACCGCCAGCUCAGCACCACGUGGUUGCGGUCGCGCCGGGCCAGAAGGAAUGCCCCGUCAGCAGAAGCACCGGACGAUUUCUGGUGGCAGGGGGAGAUGAGCGAGGAGGAUUCAGGAGUCAUUGAAGCCGCCAUGCAGGCCAUUCUCAUGGACGAGCUGGCAGGCGCGCUGCAAGGGGGGGGAGGGGGGGCGCUGGGAGGGGGAGGGCUGCAUGGGGGAGCGAGGAGGCUGAUGGUUCCGCAGAUGCUGCUGUUUGAGGACGAGGAGGCGUGGACUGGGCUGAAGCAGCAGGAGAUGUGGAAGCUGGAUCGGCGCAAGAUGGCGCAUGGGGACGAGAGAGUGGAUUGCCAGAUCUGCCUGUCUGAGGCAGUAGCAGGGGAGCUGCUCACCUCGCUGCCCUGCAAGCACACGUACCAUGAUGCUUGCAUCUCCCCGUGGUUCAAGACUCACCGCACGUGCCCGAUUUGUCGGUUUGAGAUUGCGGACUAA